Molecule: messenger RNA, 2078 nt
Organism: Laccaria bicolor S238N-H82
Lineage: Eukaryota; Fungi; Basidiomycota; Agaricomycetes; Agaricales; Hydnangiaceae
Exons: 8
Coding region: 1-1995 (664 amino acids)
Biological process (GO): protein targeting to membrane; peptidyl-L-cysteine S-palmitoylation
Cellular component (GO): endoplasmic reticulum; Golgi apparatus
Molecular function (GO): protein-cysteine S-palmitoyltransferase activity
Source: RefSeq, a predicted model, not a curated record
AUGGCCUCGACACCACACUCCUUGUCUUUCUCGCCCUCGAUCCAGCAGACUUUCAACACAAACCCUAAGCGCGGAUCCACAGGCUCUCAACUCCCAUUACCGACGACGCUUCACGCCCCAGCGUCACAAAGACCUCAGGUCGGAGCCACCGUCACAAGUAUUUCUGGUUCAACGAGCCCUACUAUACACACUCGCGGGAUUUCAUCUGUAUCCAGCCGCGUAUCUGCGGACAUUUCACUACCUAAUUCCCCAACGUCGGCAAGCGCACCGAUUCCCCACCCCAUACACAUAAGUUCGACCCAUGCUGGUGGUAUCCAGCCCUCCGCUUCCUUUUUUCGCCCCUCUCGUCCAAACCAACAGCCGCGAUAUUCACGCCCUAGCUCCAUCUCUUCCGUCCAUGGUCUUUCAAUACAUGGUCAAGAUCCAAACCAAAUUCAACUUGUUCCCCUUCCGUCAUCUCACCCCAAUGGAUCGGACGAGCAGGUCGCUGAAAGCAUAGUUGGAGCGGAGUCUUUGGCUGAUGACCAUCAAUUCACGUCUCUGAAGAGAAUGAAGCAGAGUCGCGAACCCCUUCUUCCCUUGGGCGGACGCGUCGCUGUUGCUCCUCGUGCCUCUGGCACACGGGAUCGCAGCGGGUCAAACUUAUCUGCGCCGAUGUCUGGCCGUGGCCCAACUCGUCUGAUGCGGAGUAGCCUCGACAAGGUGCUCAGCAUAAGCAGGGGACUGAGCUUUGACUCUAUCCGAAAAUCCACUAGCUCACGUACACCGCCUGCACACUCCGUGGAGGGGCAACCACCAUUCGAGAGAAAAUUGAGUGACGAGGAACGGGGUGAGUUUCAGGAUUCUCCGACCACUCCUGGGCGAUACAAACAUUCACCGAAUCACUAUGGCGGCCACUCCUUGGAAGUUCGAACAUCUCGCAACUCUGCGCUCCUUUCCGCGCCAUCACCCUCCCCAGAUCCGUCGUUCGUUCCCAUUCCUCCGAAUCGCAUACCUCCUUUGUCUGCAAUGCCCACGAUCGACCCCCAAACUGGUAAAUCUUUACGAAGAUACCAGCUUCACCCGUCACGGAAUAGAUUCUUCUUUGGGGGCCACUUGCUGACAGGCGGUGAUUCGCCGUGGGCAUUUGUGGCUUCUUUCACUUUGGUUUUAACAAUAUCUGGGGUCUGGUUUGGGACAACAGCUGUUUGGUGGUGGAAGAAUGAAAGUCCGGCUGUAGCUGCGGUUGGUGCAUAUCUGGCUCUUCUAACAAUCUCAACUAUGCUUGCUACAGCGACUUGUGAUCCUGGAAUCUUACCUCGCAAUUUGGACCCUGAUCCACCAUACCCAUCUACCUCUCCGUCGGACGGAGGUGUUCGAGCACCGAUGCCUCGAGACCUUAAGGUUCGAAGCGACGUUGUGCGUGUGAAAUACUGUCCAACAUGUAAAACAUACAGACCACCGCGCUCUAGCCAUUGCAAAAUGUGCGACAACUGCGUGGAUGGAUGUGAUCACCACUGCCAAUGGGUAAAUAACUGUGUUGGAAGACGUAACUAUACCACCUUUUUCGUUCUCUUGACGUCUGCAACUACAACACUGAUCUUAAUCAUCUGUACUUCGGCCCUGCAUUUAUUCUUUUUGACAAAACGGGAACAUAUAGACUUUAAACACGCGCUGCGGCGAGGCGCAGGCAGUGCAGUGGCAUUUUGCUUAGCUAUCGCUGUUAUCUGGCCUGUUGGUGCCUUAUUGACGUAUCAUAUGCGGUUAUUACUUCUUAAUAUCACCACCAUCGAACAAAUUCGAAACCAAGCGCAUAAAACCCUCGUGCCUGGACCUCCACCUCCCAAUCCCUUUUCUCAUGGCACUUGGCGGCGGAACAUAACGGCUGUUCUCGGUCGACCACAGGGUUUUUCGUGGUUAGAUGGUUCGGCAAUCGCGACCGAGGACAAGCGUGAGGUGAAUCCGGGAAUGCUCGAUGGUGGCGUGUGGGAUGGCAGACAAUCGGGGGAACCGUAAAAUCGCCACACAACUCAUUUUCUUUCGAUGGGCAUACAAUAUACCUGGCAUGUUUUUGUGGAGAAAUGGAACUGUUUAACUAU